ACAAAAAAGAUGGCAGCGAUUGCCGAUUGCUGUCCUUCGGAUUUAUUGCGAAAAUGGCGCAUUAUGUGAUAUUUUCACAUAAAAAUAUAGUUUUAAGUGAAAAUUUGUGUAGUGCUGCAUAGUGAUGGUGUGUUAUUUUUCAUGAAUGACAGUGAACUCGUGUGUAAAUAGGACUGCGACUUUCUUCUGGAUAUUGGAUUACACAUAAAAUAAAGUCACAAUGGUGGUGGGCGAUAGCAAGCGUACCGCCAACAUCAUGGACGGCAUUGAGAACACCGGUGACGUACGAAUGCACGACCACCGGCUGAGGCUCAAACAAAGGUUCGACAUAGUAAGAAAACUAGGUCAAGGCACAUACGGCAAGGUGCAGCUUGGUAUCAACAAGAAGACAGGCCAGGAGGUGGCCAUCAAAACUAUCAAGAAAUGCAAGAUCGAGUCCGAGGCUGAUCUCAUUCGCAUUCGACGCGAAGUCCAGAUUAUGUCUUCUGUUAGACAUCCUAAUAUUGUACAUAUUUAUGAAGUAUUUGAAAACAGUGAAAAGAUGAUCCUAGUUAUGGAGUAUUGCUCGGGCGGUGAACUGUACGAUUAUCUUAGUCAGAAAAAAGUAUUACAAGAGGACGAAGCUAGAAGGUUAUUCAGACAGAUAGCAACUGCUGUUUAUUAUUGCCAUAUACAUAAAAUCUGCCAUAGAGAUUUAAAAUUGGAAAAUGUAUUAUUAGAUGAUACUGGUAGUGCUAAGAUUGCCGACUUCGGUCUAUCAAAUGUUUUCAAAGAAACGUCUCUGCUAUCCACAUUUUGCGGUUCACCUUUAUACGCGUCACCAGAAAUUGUUAAAGGAACGCCAUACAUUGGGCCAGAGGUGGAUUGCUGGUCACUGGGUGUGCUUCUAUAUACUCUAGUCUAUGGAGCUAUGCCAUUUGAUGGCUCCAACUUCAAACGUCUAGUCCGACAGAUUAGCAAUGGCGAUUAUUACGAACCUAGAAACCCGUCAAGUGCAUCACCUCUGAUUCGGGACAUGCUCACAGUUGAUCCGCUAAAACGUGCUGACAUCGCAUACAUUUGUGAUAAUCCCUGGGUGAACCUGGGCUGCAGCACGUCGUGCCUGGAGGAGGCGGAGGCGCUGGCGGCGCAGACGCCGGUGCGGCUGGACCUGCUGCUGUCGCUGGCGCCCGCGCAGCCCUCCAACUCCAACUCCGUCAUGGUGCCCAAUGAGGCUGAACUGGAUGCAGAGGAGAGCGGUAUUGACCUCACAAGCUCAGCGUCGAUGGCUCACAUUGAGCCCAGCAACUCCGCUGAAAAGAGAAUCCUGGAGUUAGUUGCCGAGGGUGGUGAGGACGCGAUAAAGCCAUCUCCGACACGUACGAUCGUGUCGGCGUCGGACAACAAGCGCAAGCUGGAGCUCGCCAUGUCGGCUAGCGGGCUGCAGAGGAAGAAGGAGAGAGUUGCCAGUUGUGCGAGUAUUGCGCCGCAAGCGCCGGUAUUGCUUGAAGAGAGCUCACCAGAGAUACAGGCCAAUGAAGAACCACCGCUAGCCGAUGACUCGUCAAUACAGCCAAACCUAAAAUCAUCAGCCACGAUCACAAUUCAACCGGCACCAGUGGAGUUAGUGAGGGACUUGACUAAAGACAUCGUGAAGGAACCGCCCAAACCAGAGGAACCGGUUGAGAAGCCAGCCAAACCUCGCGUGGCUAUCAAGAAGAAGACCUCUCCGACUAAAACUGUGGAGGAAAGGCCGGUGGAGAAAGUUGAGGAGGUUAAGCCACAAGAAGACACGAAGCCGAGCAGCGUAGCGUCAGCGGCUGACAAGCUCACGUCACUGUCCAUUACACAGCCACCCGCCAACCAGGUGCAGAAACCCAAGAAACUGUCCAUACCAGGUGGCAAUGUUGGCAGUUACAAGGAUCAGUUCGAGAGGAGAGCUUCUCUUACAACCGCUCCAGAAAUCAAACGCAACAUAUCUAAACCAGUCGUAUCAAAGAUCGCCAAACCUAAAGCACAAAGUGAAGACCGGGAGUUGCAGCCCAAGACUCCUGAUAACGGCACGGUUCGACUACAACAGAUUGGCAUUGAGCCUUCACAGAGCCACACUGAGGCUGAACGGGAGUCGAACCUUCGUAGCGGCGUCAAGAAGACGGAGAGCGAGCCCUCGCACAGUUCUACGUCUGUCGAUCCAGCUGUUCUGCUGCAGGAUGCUAGAAGGAGUCUACAGAACUCUAUGGCAAAGUUGGUCGAGGAGAAAGCCGGGGAGGAAAAUCGUCGCCGCGCCGCGCGCGAUAUCAUAUCGUCUGCUAUACGAACAGGCAAGCCGCCGGUGCCAUACGGCCGCUCGUCGUCGGCGGGCGUGGCGUCGCUGGUGUCGCCGCCCGGCACGCCGCCCGCGCACGCGCACUCCGCGCCGCCGCACCAGCCCAGAGUGUUCCGCACCGAGGCUCAGCACCGGGUUGAAGAUCAUCGACACCCUAACAGUGCCCGAGGCGUGUCAGUGGAGCGUAUCAUCCCCAUCACGGUGGCGGGCGACGACUCCCCCUCCUCCCCGCCGCCGCCGCUGCCCGCGCAGCCGCCGCCCCAAGUGCAGACCCCGCCCAAGCCCGGCCCCACGCCCGCGCCGAGAGGAUUCACACCGCUCAGACGGCUGGCAUCAACGGAAUCAGGCAGCGCGAGCGAAGCAUGCAGCAGUCCAGGCGAGCCCAUUAAGAAGUCAGCUCGCGAGUUCAUCAUCCCCAUAGCGGUGGAGGGCAAAGGCUACGUGACGCCGCGACAACGCUCGCUGGAGCCCGACACACACGCCACCACCGGCCGCGUGCACCGCGCCGCCAAGCCCAGGCGCAUCAGCAGCCUAGUAAGCGGUGGAGAAUCAGAAGAAGAAGAAGAUGCUCAUAUGCACCGACUGCGGCCGUCCCGCGCCGCCCGCGCUGAGUCCGUCAGCUCGGGGGAGGAGGACGAGGAAGAUGAGGGCUUCCAUCUACUCACUGCUGAGAACCUCUUCUCGACGCUGUUGCACCGGGUCCGAGCACUUACGAACCGCCUCAACGGCGAGGAAGGGCCCGGCUUCAGCCAGCACUCGUUAUUCAACAACUUACAGUCACCGUUCUUCAACAGCCCCCACUUACCAAGGAGAAAUCUAUUCACUCAUAGAUAUGUGGAAAGUAAACGAAGUGUUUCUGAGACACGCGAGGGCUGGGGCUCCCGCGACAUGCCGGACUUCGAGUCGAUGUUCAAGCCGCGCCAGACGCCGCGAGGUAGUAGUAAGAAAACCGGUAAGCACCGUACCGGCCAACAAAAUUCGGAAUCGAACGUCGAAAGCGGACUCGACCUGUCGGACUUGGACCUGAGCUCCAUAGAGUUCUCGGAGCGCGAGAUGCGCGCGCUGUCGGGCCUCACGCCCGCGCUGUCGCGCCGCCUGCAGCGCCAGCUGCUCGCGCACCUGCCGCCCGCCGCCGCGCGCCGUCUGCGCCGCACGCUCUCGCUCUCCGCGCGCCCCGCGCCCGCGUCCGCGCCCGCGCCGCCGCUCGCCCGCGCGCUCUCCGCCGACCACGACGCGCCCGCCCCGCCCUCUGAGCCCGCCGCCACUACCGAGCCCGCCGCCCCUACAGAGCCCGCCGCCGCUACAGAGCCCACCGCUAUCGCUGAACCGACCGCGCCGACUUCUGAACAUGCCGCGCCUACCGAACCCUCCGCGUCUGCUACCCCCGAACCCGCCGCGUCCGCCGCCACCCCCGAACCUCUCAUGGAAAGAAAAGUAGAAAGCCCGAUCGAUAUAACCACACCACAAUAUUCAACAUUACCACGGCCACGACGUCGCUCCAGCUCGCGGGAGGUAACUCCACUGCUUGCUGCAGUCGAUGUAGAGUGCCCGUCACCUACUUCUUUGAUUCGGGAGUCACCGGUAUUGCGGCCGCGCGACAGACCUCUAUUGAGCAAAUACUUGACCCCGGAGCGGACGCUGUCACUUGACGAGUCGUACGGGUCGGACGGCGGCAGCGGCACGUCGGAGCCGAGCUACGCGUCGUCGUACGGCAGCGCGGCGGCGGGCGCGGCGGGCGUGGGGCUGCGGCGACACUCGCUGCGCGCGCCCAGCGCCGACCAACCGCGCCGCCGCGUCUCGAGGUUCCUUCGUUCCGAUUUCUUCGAUUCGCCUCCAGAUGAGAACCUUUACGAGCGUCAGCGAAAAGAAAGAGAACUGGAAACCCAAAAAAUAUUGCGAGAGAUCAGAGAAAAGAAAAACAAAUCGCAAGAAGCGGCGGCCGCUAAGAGUCCCACCGACAUAGCUGACGCUCCGCCCGCGUUCAGGGACGACAUUACCACUCCUAAGAAAUGUCUUUCACCCAUUGGACUAAACUCAUUAGUCGCAGGCAAGGAACGUAGUAGGUCGAACACUCCAUUUUUCCCGAUCCUCGAUAACAUCAAAGAAACCGCAGUGGAUUUGUCCGCAUCGACGUCGAACUCGAAACGUUACACUAAUUUAGAAAACUCGAGAUUAAAAACCACUAGUGAUGAAAACGCUUCUAACAGAGAUUCCAGAUUGAUCCGACCCAAAAGCUAUCCUGUGAAAACUUUAGAUUCAAUAGAUGAGCCUAGUGAAAACGUGCUGCCUGAAAGUUCGUUUAGUAGAGAUUACGAUAGUAAAGAGAGGUCUUUACCAAGGGAGUCUAAACUAAUUAGGCCCAAAAGCUAUCCUGCAAGCAGUCCAUCACCAGAGAAAGUUUAUAUCAAUCGUAGCGUUAAAGUGGAUGACACUAAAGAUUCUUCAUCUAAGAAUGAGGUGAUUAAUCCCGAAAUUAAAUCUGACAUAGAAGUAAGUUUCAGUAUUACUUUGCCUAAGAAAAAGCCCGAAGUGACAAAGUCCGACUCUGCAAAAAAUAAUACUAAGUUGGAACACAGUGCCGAUUCCAAACCAGAAACAGAUAUAAAAACAAAUGACGCUACUUUAUCUUUGAAAAAGUACAGUGUAAUCAAAACCAGAGACAAUGACAAGUCUGACACAAUGGAAGUUAAAACAGAAAAUAGUAUACCAGUUGCUAAUGGAGGACCAUCAUCAGAUGCCGUGAAAGUUACCUCUAACGGAGACACUAAAUAUACGACAGAUCAGUCUUCGAAAAAAGAUGAAACGAUCACAAAAACCAGUGAAACAGAUCAAACUGAAAAGAAAGGAACGGUAAAGAAAAAGAUUAUUAGGAAAGUUUCAUCGAAAUCUAAGACUGAUCUAGGAAAUAACUCAGAAACUAGUGACGCUAAAGCAGCUGCUGAAAAGAAAAAAGUAACUAAAAAAGUUAAAGAAAAGGUCACUGAUGACGAUGGUUCGAAGUCAACAACAGUGACGAAAAAGAAAUCUGUUUUGCAAUCAAUAGGUCAUAAAUUAGAAAAGUUUGCGUCUAAUAAAUCUAGCUCCCCAGAGAAGGGGGCUGAAAAUAGUAAUGUAAGAAAUGAACCGAAAAAAGAUAGUUCUAAGUUAAGCAGAUUGCAACGAGAGCAAUCAGUGCCUGUCAACGUAGAGCCUACAACCGAAUCGAAUCUCAUUAAAAGAGCAGUCACAUUGACUGAUGUCGCCGCUCUAGAAACACAAAAUGCACCUCAGAACAAAACCACCGUUUCAAAAGUAUUAGGACUCUUUAAAAAGUUUGAACCCAAGGAAAGAUCAAAGCCAAUAGUUGAAAAACCACAAUGCGAAAGUGUUACAGAACAAAAAGAGAGUACUGAAUCUAAUUAUAAAACUGAAUCUAAUAUUGAACAGAGUGUGGACAGUCUUGACAAAGAUAAACCUCGUAGACCGACAUCACUACUCCUUAAUGGUCUUGGACGUAAAAAUAAAUAUGAUAGAACUUCCAGUGACAGCGUGUCCACAUUGUCCAUAGAUAAGGAUGAACAGCCAGUGUCCAAAAGAGAAAACGAAUCAAAGAACAUUAGAAACAGUUUAAAAUUAGAUUUCUCUAGAUUGCCAAGAGUUAAGAAAAUAGUUCCUACUAAUCCUGUGAUAGAACCUCAAAUUAUGAAUAUUUCCUCUGUUGAUGGUGAGACUGAAAAGAAAGAUAUUCCAGAAAAGAAAGAUAUCCUAGAAAAGAAUCCCACACUAAUAGAUAGUAGCGUACAUAUUGAUAACAACGAAGCACAGAGCCGUAGUCGGUCGAGAAGUAGGUCAACUAUUUCAAACUCCGAGCUAAAGUCUGACAUAAGUGCUGACAAUAGAUUUUCCGACAGAAAUCCCCUGUCACCUUCAGAGAAUACCACAGUAAACCUGCGAAGUCACGAUUCCACCACGCCUGAGAAAGAAGACAUUGUCGAUAGAAUACGUAGGAAAAGCUUUUAUUCUAGAUUCAACGAAAAGAAGCAACGACGAAAGAGUAGUUUAGUGGGCCCUGGAGCGGCCGAGUACGACCCGGUCGCCAGGAUACACUCGCAGCCGCCGGACACCAAGUACGACGUGUCGCCCACGUCGCCGCUCACGUACGACGUGUCCCCGCUGUCCCCGGGCCUCUCCGUCUCCUCUGACUUGUCGCCGUCCACGGAACGCUAUAGAUCUCUUUUAACCGAUCUGCCUGUUAAUACUAGGACUAACUUAAGGUUUGAAAACUAUGGACUGAAUGAUAAAAUUGAUACAUACAGAUCUCUCGAUCGCAACGACUUUAGAAAAUAUCCGGGGAGCCGAAGUUAUCUAGACUAUGAGCAACCGUCCACGUACGGCGCGAACAGGUACUCCAGAACCAAAUCGCUUUUAGACAGCUCCGAUGGAACUGAUGAUAACAGUCUCCUUCACUCUCUGAGAGAUCCGCACAAAUACAACAGAACCAUAUCAAUGUAUUCACCUGGUAACUAUGCCACCUAUAGACCCAAAAGAACCACUCGCAACUCUGCCAUUAUUCUAAAAGAGAGCGAAAAAGAACCGAGCCCUGAAAACAUAUUGGAAAAAAUAAGGCAAAGAAAAAAGAUAUCAAUCAGCGUGACUAGGAAACCUGACGCUGAGAAGGAAACACUGCCAAGAUCCAAUAUCUCACCGAAAGGCGACCGCGAAGGCGACAGUGCAGAAUGCUCUGAGAAAGUUGACUGAGAGGAAUUAUUGAUUGUGCAGGAUAUAACUUGAUUUUGUGAUUUAUAUAAGCAUUUUGACAAUUAACUUGCAAACUUAUUGCGCAGACACUGUAGGUGUAGUAUCUGACGGAAAUUGAUGCUUUCAUUGUUUUGUUGUUAUCACUUAUUUACAACGUCAUUAGAGUCUUUAAUUAGUGUUGAUCUAAUCGAGGCUAUAUCGAUACUCUUGCCAAACGUAGUAUAUACUCACGUGUUUUUAGAUUUCAUGUAAAUUAAAAGAAUCUCAUCACCGACAGAAGACUGUCUUUAGUGGCAAAUUUAGGUAAUACUUAUUGCAAUGAAUCUCUCACUAAAUUGGAAGUAUCCUAAAAUUCUUGCAAACAUUAGAGUUAAAGUUACUUUAACGUUGCCGAGUAUUCGGACUAUCAAAUCAAAUUAAUUAUAGAUAGGUUGUAGCUAGUGUCACACAGACUCAUCAAAUUGCAACAGAUAUAUUAAAAUUGUUUUGUAUGUACUUUGUUGGCUUUCUCCAAAGCGCGGUGACACUGCGCGUUUGACACAGCUUACCGAGCUGAACAGAUUUUGUUACUGUUAACUACUAUUUACUAUUGAAGUGUAAUACAUAAUAUAUUUUGCAAAGAGUGGACUUUUUGUUAAGUGUUUAUUGUAAAUUGAUUCUUAUGUGCCUUUAUAAAACAUAAGUGACUGGAUUUGAUAUAGUCCAUUUUAUUGAAAUAUAUAAAAUGACACAAAUUUUUAGAGUGUGUUUGCACAAAUACAUUUUACUCAACAUUAUUAACUAUAAUUUUUCUUAGUUACUAUCAAUUUACAUUUUUUAUGUGACCCUAAGUCAAUUUAAGUUUAAAUAUUUGUCAUAAUCAUUAUAGUAUUGAAUGCUAAGUCACGACGUAACAGUAAUCGAAUAGAAUGGUGCUUAGACGAUUUCAUUAGGGAUAACUAUUUAUAGACCGGACGUGUUAUAGACUCACACAAAACGUGUAUAUUUUUAGCAAUAGCGUUUUCAGUUUUAAAUACAUAUGAUUGUAAGCUGCUGGUGUUUUGUUCCACUCAACUAGUAUUGUAUACGACGUCGCGUUGUAGCGCUACUCGUUGUUAUUCUUUCUUUGCUGUACAAGUUAUGGAGCGGCUAGAUUACAGUGGUGUUAAAAAGCAAUAAUUUUAUGCAAAUCCGUUCAUCUUUGUAAUUUCGAAUCUAUUUAUUAAUUUUUAUUAGAAUUGAAAAUUAUUUAUUGGUGUGUGGUGAUUUUUAAUAUAUCUCUUUAAAGUCACAGUUACCUCGGUGACAUUGGAACUGUGAUUCUUACGAUUGAUAUUAUUUACUAUCACACACGUUUUGUAUUGAAUGUGAAUAAAUUAUAUAGUUAAAA
Molecule: messenger RNA, 8411 nt
Organism: Helicoverpa armigera (cotton bollworm)
Lineage: Eukaryota; Metazoa; Arthropoda; Insecta; Lepidoptera; Noctuidae
Gene: Nuak1
Product: Nuak family kinase
Exons: 28
Coding region: 221-7042 (2273 amino acids)
Biological process (GO): intracellular signal transduction; protein phosphorylation
Cellular component (GO): cytoplasm
Molecular function (GO): protein serine/threonine kinase activity; ATP binding
Source: RefSeq, a predicted model, not a curated record